AUGACAAAUUCCCUGAGGGUGCGAUACUCGGUGUCCGAUUGGUGGGUGGGGAGUCGCCGCACCCGGUCGCUGCCAUGUCUGGGCGCGGGAAAGGGCGGUAAGGGGCUGGGGAAAGGCGGUGCUAAGAGGCACCGGAAGGUCCUACGGGACAACAUCCAGGGCAUUACGAAGCCUGCGAUCCGCCGUCUGGCUCGCCGCGGCUGGGCGAAGCGCAUCUCGGGGCUGAUUUGCGAGGAGACCCGCGGGGUGCUGAAAGUUUUCUUGGAGAACGUGAUUCGGGACGCGGUGACUUACACCGAGCACGCCAAAAGGGAAACCGUGAGGGCCAUGGAUGUGGGGUACGCCCUGAAACGCCAGGGGCGCACCCUGUACGGCUUCGGGGGCUGAUCCUCAAAAAUGAUUCAAGCCAAAGGCCCUUUUAAGGGCCACUCAUUCCUGCAUAGAAAGAGUUGGUCUUGCUGUGUACGGUUACACGGAUAUUAACAUUGUGCUUAUAUCUGGUUUGGAUAUUAACCUGCAAGUACUUUUUUCAACUAAGCUACUACAAUGUUAGUCAAGUAUCCGGGGGUAGGCCUGUUUGUCCGUACCGACAACGAGGAGUCCCGUGGUACCUUAAAGACAGAUUUAUUUGGGCAUAAGUUUUGUGCCUAAAAAGCCCCCUUUCAGGUGCACGAAGUGAAAAUUACAGAUGCAGACAUUAUUAUACUGGAGAAUUUGCAAAUUUAACACUCUUAAUUUGGGCUUGAAUAGCGGCUGGGCGUGGCUGGCUCACUACAAAAGCAAGUUCGCCUCUCCUGGAAUUGACCGGACUCCUUGUUACAAUGUUAGCGAUACUGUUGCAAUAAUGAUACAACUGGAGGGUAUAAACCAAUAAUACUUAACAGAGCUAUACUGUUUUUUUAAAAGGAACUGCGUUGUUCAAGAAGGAAAAUGGAGUCAGCCUUGUGGCACCUUAGAGACUAACAUUUAUUUGGGCAUAAGCUUUCGUGGGCUAAAACCCACUUCAUCAGAUGCAUGGAGUGGAAAAUACAGUAAACAGAAUAUAUAUCACAGCACAUGCAAAGAUGGGAGUUGCCUUACCAAACUGGCCUGGUCAGCACUGACCCCCAAUUCAACUAAGGUGGAAGUGGCCUAUUCUCAACAGUUGACAAAGGGGGUGAAUAUGGAGAGAAAAUUACUUUUGUAGUGUUAACAAGGGCAAUGCAAUCCAGGUGGACAUCAGCCAUUCCCAACAGUUGACAAGAAGGGGUAAGUAUCAGCACAGGGAAAAUUACUUUGUAGUGACCCAGCUACUCCCAGU
This is a messenger RNA of Chelonia mydas (Green sea turtle), 1300 nucleotides long. RefSeq names its product histone H4-like. The transcript has 2 exons. The record is from RefSeq and is a predicted model, not a curated record. Gene Ontology annotation, biological process: nucleosome assembly. NCBI's taxonomy places the organism in Eukaryota, Metazoa, Chordata, Testudines, Cheloniidae. Gene Ontology annotation, cellular component: nucleosome. The coding region runs from base 1 to 387 and encodes 128 amino acids. Gene Ontology annotation, molecular function: DNA binding; protein heterodimerization activity; structural constituent of chromatin.